Molecule: messenger RNA, 1431 nt
Organism: Manacus vitellinus (golden-collared manakin)
Lineage: Eukaryota; Metazoa; Chordata; Aves; Passeriformes; Pipridae
Gene: ST3GAL4
Product: ST3 beta-galactoside alpha-2,3-sialyltransferase 4
Exons: 10
Coding region: 291-1355 (354 amino acids)
Biological process (GO): glycolipid biosynthetic process
Molecular function (GO): sialyltransferase activity
Source: RefSeq, a predicted model, not a curated record
CUAGGGCUGGCUCCCCAUCGGUGCUCCGAGCUGCCCUGGCUGGGGAUCCAGAAGGAUCCGUGGACGCUCCAAAGGCGGAUGGCUGCGAAGCGAAGCAGCCCUUGUGUGCUGCCAGUGUGGGUGGCCGUAGCCCUGAGGAUGUUCUCCCUUUUCCCUUUCCUAGGGGAAGAGAGGACGGCCCCGUAGAUCCCGCCGAGCUCCUGCCUGCUCCGCCUGGACCGAGAGGACGGACCGUGACCAGCCACGAUGAGAGCUCCGGCCCUCGCCUGAUCCCUUUCCUGCUCAUAAAAAUGAUCAACAAGUCUCGAGGGAAGAUACUCGGGGUGCUGGCGCUGUUUCUGGUGAUGGUUUGGUACUCGAUCUACCGGGAAGACAGGUACACACAGCUCUUUUAUUUCCCCGUCCAAGAAAACAAGACGACGUGUCCCCUUGGGGAGGUGGAAAAGAAAGCGGCGCAGCUCAUCGGGAACUACACGAGGGACCACCCGCUCUUCUUGCAGCUGAAGGACUAUUUUUGGGUGAAGACACCGUCGCUCUACGAGCUGCCCUACGGCACCAAGGGAAGUGAAGACGUCCUCCUGCGCUUGCUGUCCAUCACCCACUACUCCCUGCCCGAGAGCAUCCAGAGCCUGAAGUGCCGGAGGUGUGCGGUGGUGGGCAACGGCCACCGGCUCCGCAACAGCUCCAUGGGCGACACCAUCAACACCUACGACGUGGUGAUCAGGCUGAACAACGCCCCGGUCCAUGGUUAUGAGCAGGACGUGGGCUCCAAGACCACCAUGCGCCUCUUCUACCCGGAGUCGGCCCACUUCGACCCCCGGACGGAGAACAACCCCGACACGCUGCUGGUGCUGGUGCCCUUCAAGCCCAUGGACUUCCAGUGGAUGGAGGCCAUCCUCAACGACAAGAAGAGGGUUCGGAAGGGGUUUUGGAAGCAGCCCCCGUUGAUCUGGGAUGCCAACCCGGAGCAAGUGCGCGUCCUGAACCCUUACUACAUGGAAGUAACUGCUGCUAAAGUGCUCAACCUCCCCAUGAAGCAACCACGGAAGGUCAAACAGAAGCCCACCACGGGGCUCUUGGCCAUCACCCUGGCACUGCACUUCUGCGACCUGGUGCACAUCGCGGGCUUUGGCUACCCCGACUCGGGCAACAAGAAGCAAACCAUCCACUACUACGAACAGGUCACGCUCAAGUCCAUGGCUGUAAGUGUCUGCCCCACAAUUUUGUCCACGCUCCCCCCUCUUUUUCCCCUGGGAUGGGGGAUGGCAUCCCAGGAGAGCAGUGCUGUGAUGCUGAGUGAUGUGGGAGCCUCCUCCCACGGAGACCUCUUGCUCCCCUCCCACGAUGGGUGUUGAAGCCCACUGUUGGAUGGUCACCAUCCAACUUAUCCCUCUAGCCCAGUGUCUUUGGAGGCGUGGAGAGCUGGAUCCA